CAAUAAAACUAAAAGGAGGCUUUCUCAUACUGACUGUACGCUAGGAUUUGUUUUAUGCGAAUGUCGUCACUUCCACGAUAACACGGAAGUUGACGGAACUAUGUACAUUGCGGCUCACGGUGAGCGCUGGCCAGCUGCGUGUUCUUCAUUGCAAGGAUUUUACAGUGAUGAAGCCUGCCAUAGCAGAGACGUCGGGAAAUAGCCCCUCCUCUUGGGUGUGUGUGUGUCCCAGAGGCCUUAGGGAGGUUCAGUGCAGGCACAUAGAGCAGGGAAGAGAGUCUGGUCACACUGGAGGAGAUGGGGCUUUAUCAUCAAGUGACUGCCCACGGUUGGGUUCUUUAUGUCAGGUGAGAGUCCGACUCAAAGAGGGUCCGGAAAUGGGUCAGCUGGACGCGAGCCUGUCGGUCACACCUGACCAGCCAAUCACAGAGCUGACUGGGACACAGCCAACACCAUUCCCACGUGCUCUAGACUCUGUCCUGCAGCUCCCGCUGGGUGAUUGGACGGUGCUGCGACUCGGGGACGGUCAGUGUGACAUCACAGAGAGCUGCCUGGAGGGGAUGACAGCUAGAGGCAUGUGUGAGAUAUUACUGACCCCAGUGAGACACGGUUCCACAGCCAGCGCUGACUUGGUGCCUUGCCCUGGAACCGAGGAUGCAGAAGGAGAGAACGCCACAGACCAGCCUCUGAGCGCCCUCGUCGAGCUGCAUUCAUUCACGCCAGGCAGGGAAUCCUGGGAAGUCCCCCCAGGUGAGAAGUGGAGCUGGCUGAGGUCGCACAAGGAGCGUGGAGGAGCCCGCUUCAGGAGCGGCGACGUGUGGGGGGCCGCAGACAGUUACAGCCGUGCGCUCAAACUCCUCAUCAGCCUCCAGCAACACACGCGGGAGACGAGCGGAGGGAUGGAGGACAUAGAGGAGGAGGAGGAGGAGGAAGACCAGCAGACAGGCGAUGCCACACAGCAGCCGCCCUCAAAAGCCCCUCUCCCCUCAAUGAGGGAGCACAGAAGCGUCAAAGCGGAGCUCCACUCUAACCUCUCUCUGUGCCAGCUCAAACUGCACCUACCCGAGAGAGCCAGGACCAAUGCUGCUAAGGCCGUUCUGCUGGAGCCUGGCGGGGCCAAGGCCUGGUACCGGCUGGGCCAAGCCUGCCUGGAAGUGUCUGAUCUGGGGGAGGCCAGGAGGGCUUUUCAGAGGCUGCUGGAGCUGCAGCCGGACUCAUCCACUGCUCAGAAAGGACUCAGAGAAGUGGGGAACAGAGAGAGGGAGACAAACAGCCAGUUAGGACAGAGACUCAGUAAAAUGUUCAGCUGAGUUUGGACUGAGAUCGAGCAGGUGUUGGAAUCUAGCUCUGGAAGUCUGUAACGUCUCAUCAGCUCAAAAUUGCUUGUAAAAGCAUUGGUGUUACUGGUGCUGUAUUGCUUGACCACCUUUAUAACUGUCAAGUGCACUUAAGGAAUAUUUAUUUUCUGAAUGUAAGUCUUAUGUAGGCCACAUUUUAUAGUAGCCUAGCUAUAUGAGAGACAUCAACAUUAAUGAUGAAUGGUCAACUGAAGAUUUGAAUUUUGGAUUUCAAAAUAAAUGCUUACAAUGAAUCCCAGCAUGUAAAGCGCAAUUACCCCCAAUCCUUUUUCCAAAAUAAUGAAUUGUCAAGAUGAUUGAAAUAAAAAUCGUAUUUUUAAUUGAAAAAUGUUUGUUAAAAUUCUGCUGACGAAAAGAUGGUCGCUCGAAUCCACCCAUAUGUUUUUCCAUGCAUCUGAUAUAUGGUAUGUAUUUAUACCAUAACUUUAACAAUGGCAGUAAUACAUUUGAUUCAUUUUAUCACUGACUUUAAUGAACCAUCCAUUGACUUUAAACAUGCUAUUCUGUGUUAAAGGCGCUAAAUUGCAUUGUCUCCUUGGGAAUCAGUUGUAAAGUAAUGAAUUAUACAAGGACGACAACGACUGCAUACACCAGUGCCUUACUCAGCACUCGUCAGUCAUGAAGUUCUAAAUGUAUAUACAAUUCAAUGUAUAGGGACCAAAAUGCCGAAACCCGGGAUCGAACCAGGGACCUUCAGAUCUUCAGUCUAACGCUCUCCCAACUGAGCUAUUUCGGCAUGAAUACAUCGGCAUGUUACUUUGGUAUAAAAAGUUUUUUUUUUUUCAGUUCUUAAAUUGGGUAAAUCCAAGGAAAAAUAAACUACCCACAUACACAUGUGUACGCAAAAAUAAGCCUUCCCAUUUUCUGGAAUAAAAAACAAAAAAGGUUUAUCUAGGACUUUGCAGUUGUCCAGUUGUUCAUUACUUAGUUGUAAUGUUUUUACAAAAUCUGAAACAAGCCAGUAAGUUGUUACACUGUCAUUACACAGUUGUUACACUGUCAUUACACAGUAUGAUGUUGUCAUUACACUGUUAUGUUAUUAUUACACUGUUAGUAAGUUUGGUAUUGCACUGUUGUUACACUGUUAUUACACAGUUAACUGAGUAUCUGUACUUCUACUUGAGUGGAUGUGUGUACUUUUGCC
Molecule: messenger RNA, 2502 nt
Organism: Hypomesus transpacificus
Lineage: Eukaryota; Metazoa; Chordata; Actinopteri; Osmeriformes; Osmeridae
Gene: fkbpl
Product: FKBP prolyl isomerase like
Exons: 4
Coding region: 168-1310 (380 amino acids)
Molecular function (GO): protein binding
Source: RefSeq, a predicted model, not a curated record